AUGAAUCAGACGUCCCAACAAUCAACACCACCUCCAAUCAUCAAAACUGCCGCCAAACCAUCACCAGAGGAUGAUGAUCAGAAGAUGCAGACGUCGGGCCGGGUGAACUUCGACGGCUUCUGCCGCAUCGCCGCGCACUUCCUGGAGGAGGACGACUCGGAGGCCAUGCAGGAGGAGCUCAAGGAGGCCUUUCGCCUCUACGACCGCGAAGGCUACGUCAACAGAUUGUUGCUUUAG
This is a messenger RNA of Gryllus bimaculatus (two-spotted cricket), 237 nucleotides long. The record is from the annotation of a GenBank genome assembly. NCBI's taxonomy places the organism in Eukaryota, Metazoa, Arthropoda, Insecta, Orthoptera, Gryllidae.